Carya illinoinensis is the source of this 822-nucleotide messenger RNA. Its product is annotated as UPF0481 protein At3g47200-like. Lineage: Eukaryota; Viridiplantae; Streptophyta; Magnoliopsida; Fagales; Juglandaceae. The transcript has a single exon. The record is from RefSeq and is a predicted model, not a curated record. The coding region runs from base 1 to 822 and encodes 273 amino acids.
AUGGAAAUUACAAUUUCUGAGGAAGGCGAAUCCAGCCGCGCCAAUUACCCGGAGCCGAUACGUGAGUUCACCGAGGAGGAACGGAACAACAUAAAGAAGCAGGUAACGAUAUAUGCGGGGGAAGCCAAAAAGCUAAAAGAAGAAGCCCAACGUGGAAGCACUAGCUGCAUCUACAGAGUCCUCCCGAGGCUCAAGGAAAGCAAUGGUGACUCGUUAUACGAACCCAACAAGGUCUCCAUCGGGCCCUACUACUACAAACUUCGUAAUGAAAAGUUCAAGAUGGCCGAAGAUUGCAAGAAGAAGUGCUUCGGCUCCUGGCUGGUCAAGAACAGAGAUCAAGACAUGCAAAUCAAUACCUAUAUGAGCUGCUUGCAAAGAAUAAGCAAACUUGAAGAGAAGAUUAGAAAGUGUUAUUCUGAAGAGGUCGAUGUCGCCGGUAUUGAAUUUCUCGAAAUGAUGGUUGUUGAUGCUUGUUUUAUAAUAGAAAUAAUUGAAAUGGUUAGAUUCACGAAGAAACGUGCCAACUACAGAAAAUCGGAUCUUGGAGCCUUGGCGUGGAUGGUACCUUAUUUCUACAGGGACUUUCUCCUGCUUGAGAAUCAGAUCCCUUUUUUCGUUCUGGAAGAGAUAUAUGCGCUUACCCAUAAUAUUUCUGUCAAGGAAAGUACAAUCCCGCUGCAGUUUGCUGCUUUGCGCUUCUUUAACUACGGAAUGAAAAGAUUCUAUUUCAUGACAAGGGACAAGCAUGAAAUGGAUGGGGUCCUGGUCUCGAAAUGGAUGGUGUUUAGAAUGUAUUAUCUUUUGUAUGAAAUUAUUACUUAG